CGCCUGGAGUUAAAAUGGCGGCGCCCAUGACCAGCAUGUUUCAAAAUAAUAACAAUCCUUGAUUCUGUGUCUCCUCUGACAACACUGACAGAAACACCAUGUACGCACAAGUACCUGCCCCUAGUGAUCUUUACGCCGAACCUGUGUCAAAUAAGUCAGACGAAGAUACAGCGUGUGCUGAAACGGAGAGUGAAAGGAAUGACAGCUGUCCGAAGAGUGAAAAAUCCGAUACCAAAACAGAAUCUUGUUUGAACAUAGAAGAUCGCCAAGGCAAACCAAAGAAUGUUUCUCAGCGUUUGUGGGAGAAGUUUAAAGUUUUACAGAAGAGAACUGAUGAUGCCACUAAACGAUCAACUCAGAAGAGGAUCAAACAUCUUCAGAGAGAAACACUUGCUAAAGUUCAGGAAGAAAUAACCAACCCAGAUGAUCUUGAUAUUUUGCGAGAGCAUGAUGUACGUCUUGGGCCACCAGUUAUAAGAAAUCCUGAGAGAAUGCAGUCAAACAGAAAGAGGAAAACUGAAGAAAAGCCAAGUGGUGCUCCUUCCACAUCGACCAGUAACACGGAGUGGCAGGAGGUGCGAGAGUUGCUGACUGUCAAUGACCAUCUGAAAGGAGUGGACCACGGGAAACAUGCACCCAAGACUCAGCUGGAGAAGAACGUUGAUGCAGCCAUCGCUGGUGGAGAUUUUGAGGAGGCAGAGCAACUCAGUGAUCAUCUUUCCACACGCGAGUUUGGAAAAAGAAUUGCUGAUGCAAUUGAUGCAAGAAACUACCUGCAGGACAAACAGAAAGAGGCUGAGACAGCUAAAGCCAAGAAAAAGAAGAAGUUAAACUGGGGAUUUGAACACAAACAGCGUUGGGAGACAAAAGGAAACAUGUAGGAAGAAGCAAUGCCUUCUGGGAAUGGGACAUCUGUUGCCAUUACAUAUUUUUCUGUCUGCAUUACCAUGUAAAAGCUCCGUCUGUGGUUGUUUUUAGACAAUUGAUUUUCAUGAAUCCAUUUUUUCAUAAUCUUUGUCAAGUUUUAAAAAUAUAUAAUUUUCUUUCUUUUUUUGUUUGACAUUUAACAUGCUGUUUUCUAGAUCUGGAUGUGUUUAUUUCUUUGAUGCAAUUGUAAAUAAAACAUGUGAAAACAAAGAGA
Haliotis rubra (blacklip abalone) is the source of this 1141-nucleotide messenger RNA. Its product is annotated as protein FAM204A-like. The coding region runs from base 99 to 881 and encodes 260 amino acids. The transcript has 7 exons. The record is from RefSeq and is a predicted model, not a curated record. NCBI's taxonomy places the organism in Eukaryota, Metazoa, Mollusca, Gastropoda, Lepetellida, Haliotidae.